AAGGAGGAGGGUGCCUGGGUUGGCGGGGGUGGCUGUUAGUCUCUGCGGGCCUGGGCUACAUCCCUUGCCGGGCUCGCGGGCCAAGGGGCCCUGUUCUAGCAAUGCUCUGGCUGGGGCACCUGGGCCCUCCUGCGGCGCAGCGCUCGCUGGGCUCUGGGGUGCUGCUGCAAGCUGCCGCGCGCAUCGUCCGGAGCAAGGUGGGCAGCGGCGGCGGGAGCAGCCCCGGAGCAGCAGCGGGGGCCCCGCCGUUCCGAGGCGGCCAGGUGCAGGCUGUCCCCGCUGGAGGCGAAGCUAGAGAGGCUCCGCACAAGAGGCAGCAUCGACCCAGCUUCCGACAGGGGUGCAGCUGGCUCGCCUUGGGGGGCCUGCGCCUGCAAAGCCCCCUCCGCCUCCUGCCCGCUGCUGCGCUGCUUGCCCCAGCCGAUCCUAGCCGCCGGGCCGGCUGCAGCGCGGCUAAGGCGGGUUAUCUGGCCCACCACAAGGACUUCGGCUACAAACAGCAGGUGCAAGAGGCCGCCGAGUCCAGCCAUCUGCAGCCCCAGAUAACUGUGCAAGCAACGGCCAGCAACUUCCCCAGCAGCGGGAGCUCUGGGAAGGACACAAGUAGAUCCCCUGAAAAGGAAGUCACGGAUCCCAGUGAUGAAGAUGAGAAGAAACCCAACAAAUCCCAGCAGCUGAAAAAAGUUUUUAAAGAAUAUGGCGCUGUAGGAGUUUCAUUCCACGUUGGAAUUUCGUUAAUGUCUUUGGGAAUAUUCUACCUGGCUGUUUCAAGUGGUGUGGACAUGACUGCAGUUCUCCUAAAACUUGGAUUCAAUGAAGCAUUGGUGCACUCCAAACUGGCUGCUGGUACAAGCACGUUUGUGUUGGCCUACGCUAUUCACAAAGUGUUUGCUCCAGUCCGAAUCAGCAUUACCUUAGUUUCUGUGCCAUUCCUUGUCCGAUAUUUCCGCAAGAUUGGUUUCUUCAAACCUCCUGCCUCAAACCCAUGAUUUAAAAAAAGAUUUCAAGAGUCAUGUUCAUAUAGCUUUUUGAAGUGCUGUGCAACUGCAGUUACCCUAUUUGGACUCAUGUUAAUACUGAUCUCAUCUUGCAUUUUUGACUUGUUUUUUCAGGUAAGUGUUUCUUUCGGGAAAAUGAUAUCCACUUUGCUUUUUCUCUUUCCUUGAGAACUUUGUUAAAAUGGUAUCUGAAAACUCCUGCAAGUGAUAACAUAAGCACUUACCUACCAAUGAGAAAACUGUUUAGAACAUAUAUCUUAGUAUAAUUUGUUGCUCUGAAAAGACACUCUUGCCAUGCUGUACUUCCAUACUUCUAAGUUGUAUGGAUGCAGAGCAUCACUUAAAAGCUCACUGUCCUGGUUGGCUAGCAGCUUGCCCUACUGGAAUUUUAUUUAUACUAGAGUGCUGUAGACUAUUUGAGUGAGUGAAAUCCUGACUCCCCUGUAGUCAAUGGAAGUUUUGUUACUGACUUCAAGAGGACCACAAUUUCAGUCUGUGGGCAUGAUCCAAAGCCCAUUGAAGUCGGUGGCAAGACUCCGAUAGGCUUUGAUGUGGUGGAUCAGGCCCUGUAUUAGCAGACAUGUUUAUAACUGGAAGCGAGCUGCAGCAUGUUCUCAACCCCUGCAGAAGAAGUUCAUAUACAUUCCUGAAGUCCAUAUGCUAUAAUUUUGCAGACUGUUGUGUGCACCAGCUAGUUACUUGAUUCUUAUAUUAAACUAACGAAGACUUAAUAUGGGAAUGAUCUAUACUUUUAGGACUGUUUAUUGGUUAGCUCACAUCAGAUACCAUUUUAAAGUGCUGUUUCCUUAGAUGUUUGAGUUGUCCAUUUGACUUGCUGUUCAAAACUCAAUAUGGCAUGUUUCUACAAACUGCUGCAAUGUCUAUACUUCAUCAAGCCAAGAAAUCUGCAGGUCUGAGCUACCUACUAUGGGAUGCAUAUUAACUAUUUUAAUGUGAACAGAAAAAAAGCUUAGUUCUGAUCUCUACAGUAAAUUCCAAACACUUACCAAUGUGCUACAUUGCUCUUGCACUGCAGAAGCAUUACAGUGAUGUCAAGGGUAUGUCUACACUUAUCGUGGAUCGAUGCUGCCACGAUCAAUCCACUGGGGGGUUGAUUUAGCAGGUCAAGUGAAGACCUGCUAAAUUGACCACAGAUCGCUCUCUCGUCGACACCUUAUGCUUCUCAUUCUGGUGGAGUACUGGAAAGUUGACGGGAAAGCUUCUCCUGUCGACCCAGCGCAGUGUAGGCACGACAGUAAGUCGACCUAAGCUACAUCAAGUCCAGCUUUGUUAUUCACUUAGACACUUAAGUCGACUUAACCCUGUAGUAUAGACCUGCCCUAAGUGAGAUUGACCUAAAUGAGCACUUGGUAGUAAUUUUAGGCCCAAGAUUUAGAUUUUUUUGUUUUUAAUUACAAAAUGAAAUAGAAAUAGUCUCAGUAGUUUUAUCUGGAUGUUCCUCUGCAGUGUUGGUAAAACGAACACUGCAGCAUAAUGCAAGUGAAAUGGAAUAUAAACAGAUUAGUUUAGCUUCACCCUCCAAGCUGAGGGAAGUGCAAAGAACUAAGGAGCUGUCAAAAUUGCAUUAUUAUAAACUUAUUUAUCCUUUUAAAUAAUUGGUUGAAAAUUGCUUCUUAAAAUAUUUUAUUACUGUGACAAUGUUCCUAUCAUAAUGUGGUACAUACAGCUAUGCAAUACAGAGUUAGCGUAUGCCUCAAGGGAUUUUGAUGAUUUAGGGCUAGAUUGGCAGCUUGCAAGCUGCCCUGAGUAAGGGGAAGCAUAUAACUGCACUACCCCAGGGGCAGAGGCCAUAUUGUGACUAAGAGUUGCAGUGUGGUCCCUGCUUCCUCUUUGCUCCAUGGGAGAUGUAAGCUGUGCCAGCCUUCUUUCUAAUGUAGCUUAAAUCACCUUGUCCACCUGUUCUGCUGCUCUGGCUGGCUCACUGCCUGGCUAGGAUUUAUCUGCCCCUAGGUGGCUGUAUUCCUUCUUGUAUUGUGACCCAUGAUGCAGGUAGUUUGUGCAGAGGCAAAAUGAGGUGCCUCACAUCCCUGCAGUGGUGUGUAAGCUAGUUUGUGACUGAGUCCAUAAGUAACCCUGAAAUCAGCUUAUCAAGCAGAGUUUACAUUUUAUUUUAAUUGCUGGAAUGUUUUGACUUUUUUAUUGAAAUUGCCUUCUGGUGAUGCUACUGAAUAAUAGACUUUCUGGCUAAAAUUGAAAUAUUUUUAAGUAACCAUUGAAGGUGGUGGUGGGGUUGUUGCAUUGCUAAUUCUUAACAGUAACUUCCCUAGUCUCCUACAACUUGCUAGCUGCUAAAACAUUUGGGGGAUUUUAAGGAAAUUUAGACAUUCUACUCAAGGUCAAACACUUAUUUUUUUUUUAAAGGGAAACAUUUUUGGUUUUAUUCCCUUUCCCAUAAUUAUUUCUAAUAGAGCCAUUUUCUCUGAUGGGCUCUUUAUUGCUUUAGAGUUCUCUGAUCUUUAGUACCAUUGCUAUAUUAUUAAUAUCAAAAAGUGACUCUGCAAGAUACAAAAAAUUCUACUUUUUAAAGUAUUCAAAGUGUCACAUCACUUAGAAAUGAAAAAAUAAAGUAAAAUGUGUAUUUUUCUAUUAUCACUAUUAGAAAAACAAGUAGCAUUCCAGUCCUUCUAUCUGUUACUUCCUGUAAUGCAGUCAUGAUUUUGUGGUUUCUGGAAAGUGGUUUGUGGUUGCUUUAAAAGUCACCAGCAUGCCACGCACUGCUUAUAUUUUAAAAGUUAAUUUCAUUUGCUGAGUAAAGUAACUAAACUGCAUUUGUCCCCUUUAAAUCAGAUUGAGACACUAUUUUUUACCUCUGAAUUAGACAAAUCUGGUUGUAAAAACUGUUAUUUGCAACCUUCGUUUAGAUUAACCUUUUUGCAAUGUACUUUAAAUCAAGAAUAUAUUUUGAAUUUCUGAAUCAUUUGUAAGCUUGAAAACAAUUAGUUUGUGAAACAGUAGUAAAGGUCUUAUAGAAUUGUCAACACUGGUAGAAAAUACAAUAAAUUUUUUUUUUCCCUUCUA
Gopherus flavomarginatus (Mexican gopher tortoise) is the source of this 4037-nucleotide messenger RNA. It is a transcript of the gene MIMS2, whose product is annotated as family with sequence similarity 210 member B. The record is from RefSeq and is a predicted model, not a curated record. The coding region runs from base 102 to 989 and encodes 295 amino acids. Gene Ontology annotation, cellular component: mitochondrion. The transcript has 3 exons. Lineage: Eukaryota; Metazoa; Chordata; Testudines; Testudinidae.